Molecule: messenger RNA, 3318 nt
Organism: Prorocentrum cordatum
Lineage: Eukaryota; Dinophyceae; Prorocentrales; Prorocentraceae
Source: the annotation of a GenBank genome assembly
AGCCCACCCAAGGUGGUCGCGUUUUUGUGUUUUAUUCGAGGUUUCCAGGUUAGCCAUGGGCUGCGCGGGCUCUAACGACAGCAAGGCCUCCGCAUACAAAGCAGGUAAUGCUCCGAUGGCAACCCUCAAGGUUGAUCCGACGAGUGAUUUGGUGAAGCUCUGGACAAAGUCGGGGAAGAUUGCGGUUUCUGGCCGCUACCAUUUUUUCCCAAAAGAAAUGCGAGAUGAUUACACAGUGAUGAGCACGGUACUUGGCACAGGCCUUAGUGGUGAGAUCAAGUUAGCGGUAGAGAAAGGUAAGCCUGGCGGUGCCAAGUACGCUGUGAAGGCGCUCAAAUUGACAAACAUUGGUGCUGACAAGCUCAAUGAGCUCAGAUCUGAGGUGGAUGUAUUCUUGUGCAUGGAUCAUCCGCACGUUGUUCGGCUGUACGACGUUUACGAAGGCGCAGACUUUCUACACCUCGUCAUGGAAUGCAUGGAAGGAGGCGAGCUGUUCGAUCGCGUGGUUGAGCUCAAGAUUUUCAACGAGGCACUCGCUGCCGAGGCAGUGAAACAGAUGCUGCUGGCCCUCAAUUAUAUCCAUCACCACGACAUGAUCCACCGAGACAUCAAGCUUGAGAAUUUCCUUUACGACAAAAAGGGGAGCAACCACUUGAAGUUGAUCGAUUUUGGAUUCAGCAAGAUCGGGGACAUCAACACCAAAAUGCAGGCGACAUGCGGCACUCUGUCAUACGUCGCACCAGAGGUCUUGUUGAAGAGCUACGACAAACAGUGCGAUCUGUGGAGCCUCGGGGUCAUUGUCUUCGUUCUACUCGUCGGCCAUUUGCCUUUCUCUGGUUCAGAUGAAGAGCAAAGGAAGAACAUAUCCGAAGGCAGGUUCGCCAUAAAGCCCGAUCUUUGGAGUAAGGUUUCCAAGGAUGCCCAAAAGUUCACGCUGCAGGGCCUUCUGCAGAUGGACCCGACAAAGAGGCUGACUGCAGCGCAGGCCUUGGAGCACAAGUGGAUCAAGGCGAGACAAAAGAAGCAUCGCGAGAUCGAUAACGGCGUCGCCGACGCCCUUCGCUCCUUUGGCCAGGCCAGCAAGUUCCGCCGCUGCUGCAUGGAAAUGAUGGCGUGGUCCUUGACAAACGAGGAGCGGUCGCAGGUGCGCGACGCUUUCAUUGCCAUGGACGAAAGCAAGCAGGGAACCAUCAGACUCGUGGACUUAAAGAAGAUCUUGCAGGACAAAUUCGACAUACCUGACGAGGAGGUUCUCAGCAUCUUCCAGUCCCUCGACGUCAGCCACGACGAGGAGAUUCAUUACAGUGAUUUCCUCGCAGCCAUGGUCGGCUACAGGAUUCAAAUGCAUGAUGAGCACCUCCAGGCUGCCUUCAAGAGGUUCGACAAAGAUAGUUCUGGGUACAUUUCCCUCGAUAACCUGCAGGAGGUACUGGGUGAAUCGUACGAGGGAGAGUCGAUGUCGAGUCUGCUUUCAGAGGCAGAUGUUCUUUGUGACGGCAAGAUAUCUUACCCAGAGUUUGUGUCGUACUUGACAGGGCGGCCCUUGGAGCAACAGCUUAUUGGUGCAUCCAUCGUGGACCAGGAGCUCAAGAAUCCCGGGUCACCCAGCACGUCCAUCAGCAAGGCCAGCGCGGGUUACAAGAAGCAGCUGUCGAUGAAGAUUAACUCCGAAGAGCCUCAGUGACCCGAACCAGCAUCCACGGAUACCCGCGCGCGCUGAGCUCCCGUUGCCUGGCAGCCGUGGGCCGCCGUGGGCUCUUCGGUAUCCCGCGCGCGCCGGGCUCGUGCCACGAGGGUCAAUCUUACUCGCGAGUUGGAACUCACAGUCGUGAGGAGAGUGAAGUCAGUGAGGGGGGCUGAGUUUUUUCUGUCUGCUGUUCCGUAGGGUUUUUGACUGGCUCCGCAUCGCGAGAGAGGACUCUACGCUACGGUUGCUGUGGUGUCAUAGUAUAGUGUUGGGGACACCGGGGUGCGACACUACUCCAGAUUUCUACACUAUGACACUACACCUACGGCCGAGGAGGGGCUGAGUUUAGUCUGCUGUUCCGUAGGGUUUUUGACUGCUGCUCCGCCCUCCCGCGGCGGAAGGGGAGGAGACUUGCCCCAUUCCCCUCUCCUCCAUCCGAAAAACAACGUCGUCCGUCUCUCCUCCUUAGCCGCACUGUAGUGCCAUAGUGUAGUGUCACACUUGGUAUCCUCUGACUCUACACUAUGACACCAGUCUAAACCUCAGUGUAGUGUCAUAGUGUGUCACUGUCGCGUGGACAUGACACCGCACUAGUGAAGAUAGUGUAGUGUCGUAGUGCAGUGUCGAACUUCACGUUUAAGAUCUACUCUCGCGUGCCACGGCGCUGCACCAGGCAGUUUUGCCAACCCAUCGUCCCGAUAUUGAUGCGUUCUAUUGACGUUAUGCAUCUGUGCGGAGGGCGCCCGAUGAACUUGUUCAAGAGUGUGAGAAUCCCACACGGGCCCACACGGGACAGGUUGUUCGAUCUACUAGACAGGAUUCCCUCACAGCGGGGAUCGAGGCCAAGGUGGCAGAAUUCGUUCACAUCCCGACCUUUCCCGAGGCCUUGGCCUCACUUGGUUCUUGCCCGGUCUGUGGGGUCCUCAGCUGCGAAGACCAUUCAGCGCUCCAGGCGAUCUUCCAAAGUUCUGGUCGCCGUGCAUGAUGAUCCCCAUGUUCUAUAGACCGGCCCUGGGCCGAUGGGGCGUCGCUUUUGCGAUGCCACCCCUUCGAUUUGGUCAUUUUCACUCCACCCUCUGGAGGUGUUUUUUGGCGGCCACUCGGCAGACCACCCGCGCGCAGGCGCGGCAUCCGGUUCGUCUCAUUUCAGGUUGCUGGGCCGACUUGCCGCCUGCGGACAGCAUUUUUUUUGAGGCAGGCACUUAGCCGUCUGUCUGGACGAGAAGAACGCCGCCUCAAAGACGCUGUAACGCUACAUCACAGACCGUAUACCCGAACCGACCGAACCGAGCCCUCCCUCGCCCCCCUCCCUCCUUCCUGCCCCGUGCCCUUUCCCAGCCGAUGCCCAUUUUCCACCGCUGGCAGGGGCGCCGGCUCGGAGCCGCGACUCCGAUUCGAUUCGGGUCGGGCCGAGCCACCGACGGCGUCGGCCGCGGGCAGCCAGAGCGGGGCACGGCUGGGGCCGUGAGGUUCGGCAGCGCGAGCUGCCUAGAGCCGACGAGCUUAGGGUGUCACUCUUGAGCAAAGCGGCUCGUCGGGGCCCGGGAGGCUCGGAGGCGCGAGCCGCCUGAAGCCUGCGCGAGCUUGCUGCGCCGCCCUUGCCCGUUUUGCAUCUGGGAGAAAUGUGCACU